CAUUCUCGUUGUGUAGAAAAUCCACAGCCAGAGAAGGAUUCUUCUUCUCUAUCAGUCUGUUCGCAGUCAGUGAUUUCCCCAUUUUUGGUUUCUCUGAAAACCCUAAAAUAGCAGCAGAGAGAGUUUGGCAGACACCAGAGGCGCCAUCGGAGCCAUGGCGAUCAAGCACCUACUCACCACCAUAGCUCGCCGGUCCCAAAGACCCACCACCAAAGCCGCCCCACUCGCUCUAGCCCAAGCCGUUCGAUUCGCAUCAAGCUCACCCGCUGUCGCCACGUCACCAUCAUCCCUUCCCUCUCCUCCUCCCCCUGAUGCUAUGAUCUAUGACCGCCUCGCUGAGGCCGUGAAAUCCAAGCUCAGGCAGCUAGAGAACCCGGACCCUCGUUUCCUCAAAUACGGGUCGCCCCACCCGACCACCAUCGACCACACCAGGAUCCUAUCCGCCCCAGAGACCCGGGUCACGACCCUACCUAAUGGCCUCCGCGUCGCCACCGAGUCCAACCUCGCGGCGAAGACCGCCACCGUCGGUGUCUGGAUAGACGCCGGGUCGAGAUUUGAGACCGAUGAGACCAAUGGGACUGCCCAUUUCUUGGAGCACAUGAUCUUCAAGGGAACGGAGAAGAGGACGGCGAGGGAGCUGGAGGAGGAGAUCGAGAACAUGGGUGGGCACUUGAACGCCUACACGUCCAGGGAACAGACUACGUACUAUGCCAAGGUGUUAGAUAAGGAUGUUAACAAUGCGCUUGGUAUUUUGGCUGAUAUUUUGCAGAACUCGAAGUUCGAUGAGAACCGCAUUAGUCGGGAGCGCGAUGUUAUUCUAAGGGAGAUGGAGGAGGUUGAGGGCCAAACUGAGGAAGUUAUUUUUGACCAUUUGCAUGCAACUGCAUUCCAAUACACUCCUCUUGGUAGAACAAUUCUUGGACCUGCCCAGAAUAUUAAGACAAUUACUAAAGAGCAUCUCCAGAACUACAUACAAACACACUACACAGCUCCCAGAAUGGUAGUGGUUGCUUCGGGUGCUGUUAAGCAUGAAGAUAUUGUAGGGUCAGUAAAGAGUUUGUUUACAAAGUUGUCAGCUGAUCCAACAACGGCUUCUCAGCUAGUUGCUAAAGAACCAGCUAUUUUUACUGGCUCUGAGGUUAGAAUUAUCGAUGAUGAUAUUCCUCUGGCGCAAUUUGCGGUUGCUUUCAGUGGAGCAUCUUGGACAGAUCCAGAUUCCAUUCCUCUGAUGGUCAUGCAGGCUAUGCUGGGUUCAUGGAAUAAGAGUGCUGGUGGUGGAAAGCACAUGGGUUCUGAGCUAGCACAGAGGGUUGGCAUUAAUGAAAUUGCAGAAAGCAUGAUGGCAUUCAACACAAACUAUAAAGACACUGGUCUAUUUGGUGUUUAUGCUGUUGCCAAGCCGGAUUGCUUAGAUGAUUUAGCCUAUGCAAUAAUGUAUGAGAUAACCAAGUUAGCUUACAGAGUUUCAGAAGCUGAUGUCAUUCGUGCUCGAAAUCAGUUGAAAUCUUCUCUGCUGCUUCACAUAGACGGGACAAGUCCGAUAGCUGAAGACAUUGGGCGCCAGCUACUAACAUAUGGCCGAAGAAUUCCGUUUGCUGAGUUGUUUGCUAGGAUUGAUGCUGUUGAUGCAAGCACCAUCAAACGUGUUGCAAACCGGUUUAUUUAUGACAGGGUAAGAUGUUGCAAUUGCCGCCAUGGGUCCCAUUCAGGGUUUGCCGGACUACAACUGGUUCAGACGCAGGACCUACUGGAACAGAUACUAGUUUCCCAUCUAUUUCUUAUUUCCUCAUAACCAUUCUCCAGCGGUCUCGCUUCAAAUAUUUUGUUGUUUUUCUGCAAUUUCUUCCCUUGGAGAGCUUUCAAGGCUGGUGUAUUUUUUUUCCCUUGAUAUAAAAUUUCUUAGGUAAUCGUUUUGUAACAAUUCAUAUUCAGAAAUAAGUAUGCUGUCUUUUCAGUGAUGCGAUUUAUGAAGUAGCAACACUAAAAAUUUUCCACAUUGCUUUGAAUGUAAAGCAGUGCACUGCAAGGUGUGAAAUUUCUGUUGA
Molecule: messenger RNA, 2045 nt
Organism: Ziziphus jujuba (common jujube)
Lineage: Eukaryota; Viridiplantae; Streptophyta; Magnoliopsida; Rosales; Rhamnaceae
Product: probable mitochondrial-processing peptidase subunit beta, mitochondrial
Exons: 9
Coding region: 155-1792 (545 amino acids)
Biological process (GO): proteolysis
Cellular component (GO): mitochondrion
Molecular function (GO): metalloendopeptidase activity; metal ion binding
Source: RefSeq, a predicted model, not a curated record